UUUUUUUUGGUUCCAUGUUUUCGCACACGUUUUUUUCUUAUUCGUUCGAUUCGUUCGACGAUUCUUGAAACAUGGAUCAAAAUAAGGAUUUUUAUGGUGAUUUAAAAGACGAUGACUACCAUUCAUUUGAUGAUUAUAUUGAUGAUGAUCAAGUUGAUAAUGGAGCCGAUGAAUAUGAAGGCGAAGAAGAAACGACCACAACAACAACAGUGCCUGAAGAACCACCAAAAGAACGGUUUGUAUCAAACUUGGAAAAAUUGUCCAAAUUCAAACGAUUACAUCGUGAAGAGGUUCGAAAAAUUCGUGGAAAAGAAAAACGUUUACGACGUAAACGUAAAAAGGAACUUGGAUUACCAAAACAAAUUCCCCGGACAAUCGAAAACACUCGAACACCGAAUGAUGAUCAAGUUGAUGCUGAUGAUGAAGAAAUUCAACUGGAUGAAUCAUUGGAUGAAAUGUCCGCAUAUUUCAGUAAACAAAUUCCACCAAAAGUUUUAAUCACAUCAAGCCAUAAUUCACAUCGUCGUACGAUUAGAUUUUGUCGUGAAUUACGUGAUACAAUUAUUGGUUCGGAAUUACGAUGGCGAAAAAAAUGUCCAUUAAAAAAAUUAGUUAAAUGUGCUAAUGAACGUGGUUAUACUGAUAUUUUGGUUGUCAAUGAAGAUUGGUCUAAACCAAGUAAGUAUAUGUCUUUCAGGACAAUAAUAGUGUUGAAUCUGCCACACAAACUAACAAACUUUGUCAACAUUUCAUCAGAUGCCUUACUACACAUACAUUUACCGAAUGGACCUACUGCUUAUUACCGGCUAAGCAGUAUUCGUUAUUGUAAAGAAUUAAAAAAACGUGCUGCAUAUAAUAAUAGUCAUCCGGAAAUUAUUGUCAACAAUAUGACUACACGUCUUGGUCAUACAAUCGGUCGAAUGUUAGCAUCAUUAUUUCAUUUUCAACCACAAUUUCGUGGCCGUAAAGUGAUUACAUUUCAUAAUCAACGUGAUUAUAUAUUUUUUCGUCAUCAUUUAUAUGAAUUUAAACAAAAUGGACAACGUGUUGCUAUCAGUGAACUUGGCCCUCGAUUUACAAUGAAAUUACAAUCAUUACAAUUGGGUACAUUUGAUUCAAAAUUUGGUGAAUAUGAAUGGAAAUUACAACGUCAUGAACAAGGUGUUAAUCGAAGAAAAUUUUUCCUUUGAAAAAAUUGUCGAUUUUAUUAUGAAAAAUGGGGUAAUUAUAUUAUAAUAAU
Messenger RNA from Dermatophagoides pteronyssinus (European house dust mite), 1240 nucleotides. RefSeq names its product ribosome production factor 1. The record is from RefSeq and is a predicted model, not a curated record. NCBI's taxonomy places the organism in Eukaryota, Metazoa, Arthropoda, Arachnida, Sarcoptiformes, Pyroglyphidae. Gene Ontology annotation, molecular function: rRNA primary transcript binding. Gene Ontology annotation, biological process: maturation of LSU-rRNA; maturation of 5.8S rRNA. Gene Ontology annotation, cellular component: nucleolus; preribosome, large subunit precursor.